Molecule: messenger RNA, 689 nt
Organism: Triticum urartu
Lineage: Eukaryota; Viridiplantae; Streptophyta; Magnoliopsida; Poales; Poaceae
Source: RefSeq, a predicted model, not a curated record
CCCGCUCGUGGCCUCACUCAUCACACUCCUUCCACUGUCCCCAGGUCCUACAAUCACAGAGCAGGCGAAGGAACCAGAGGGUGAGCCCAGCUGCAACCGUGGGGGCGAGGAGAGAUCAAACCGGCGAGUCCUGUAGCAGGGAGCUAAGGGGCAUGGCGGACUGGGCGCCGGUGUUCAUCGGCCUGGUGCUCUUCAUCCUCCUCUCGCCGGGGCUGCUGUUCCAGAUCCCCGGCAAGGGCAGGAUGGUGGAGUUCGGCAACUUUCAGACCAGCGGCAUCUCCAUACUCGUCCACGCCGUCAUCUACUUCGCCCUCAUCGCCAUCCUCAUCCUCGCCGUCAACGUCCACGUCUUCCUCGGCUGACCAGGAGACGCCGCUACCUGCUACCUCCUCAUCGCUCAACAGUUAGGUAUCGUGGUCGUGGAGGAUCGAGAGGAAUACCCAGUCACUGUCGCGUUCAUCUUCAGGCUUCCUGAUGGUUUAGCUUCUAGGAGCGCAGGGAGGCACAGUAUGUUGUCCAUUGGGCAAUUUAGUUGAUGAUUUGAUAUUUUAUCAGGAAUGUAUAGCUCCAACUUCUCUGUGCGCUGUUUCGUCUGAUGGUAACUGAGAAUCAAUUGCAAACUGAACUAUGUUGAGGAAUCUCAUCUUUAGAGAGAAAGCAUAUAUGAGCAUUCCACAUGAUGAACUUUA